GCCUGAGGAGUGAUGUGUCCAGAGCUCCAGAGAAGGCUUGGAAAGUAGUUAAGGUAUAUGCCCGUAUGUCAGAAGUCUUAGGAAUAACAGAUGACAACCAUGUUCUAGAAACAUUCAUGACAAAAAUUGUUACAAACCUGAAAUAUUGGGGAAGAUGUGAGCCUGUAAUUUCGAGGACUCUUCAGUUCCUAAAUGACCUCUCUGUUGGCUAUAUCCUUUUAAAAAAACUUGUGAAGAUAGAUGCCGUGAAAUUCAUGCUAAAAAAUCACACGAGUGAACACUUCCCCUUCCUGGGCAUCAGUGACAGUCACAGUCUCGGGGACUUCAGGUGCCGAACGACCUUCUACACAGCCCUCACUCGCCUUCUAAUGGUAGAUCUAGGCGAAGAUGAGGACGAAUUUGAGAAUUUCAUGCUGCCUCUUACAGUCUCUUUUGAAACAGUAUUACAAAUAUUCAACAACAACUUUAAACAAGAAGAUGUGAAGCGUAUGUUGAUCGGGCUGGCAAGAGAUCUUCGAGGGAUUGCCUUUGCACUGAACACAAAGACCAGCUACACCAUGCUGUUUGACUGGAUGUACCCAACAUACCUUCCCAUCCUUCAGAGGGCUAUUGAGCAGUGGUACGGAGAGCCAGCCUGCACCACUCCCAUCCUAAAACUGAUGGCAGAACUGAUGCAAAACAGAUCCCAGCGUUUGAAUUUUGAUGUAUCAUCUCCUAAUGGAAUUCUUCUUUUCAGAGAAGCUAGUAAAAUGAUUUGCACUUAUGGUAACCAGAUCCUGUCCCUUGGGAGCCUCUCAAAAGAUCAGAUUUAUCCAAUGAAACUCAAGGGCAUCUCCAUCUGCUAUUCAGCUCUCAAAUCUGCCUUGUGUGGAAAUUAUGUCAGCUUUGGCGUCUUCAAGUUGUAUGGGGACAACCAUUUUGACAAUGUACUCCAGGCCUUUGUCAAAAUGCUGCUGUCGGUGUCCCACAGUGACUUGCUGCAAUAUCGGAAACUGAGCCAGUCUUAUUAUCCACUCCUGGAAUGUCUCACCCAGGACCACAUGAGCUUCAUCACCAACUUAGAGCCUCCUGUCCUCCUGUAUGUUCUCACAUCUAUCUCAGAGGGACUCACAACUCUUGAUACAGUUGUCUCCUCCAGCUGCUGUACCAGUUUGGACUGCGUUGUCACCUACCUCUUUAAGCACAUAGCAAAGGAGGGCAAGAAGCCACUUCGAUGCAGAGAGACCACCCAGGCUGGCCAGAGACUAUUGCAUUUUAUGCAGCAGAACCCAGAUGUCCUGCAGCAGAUGAUGUCUGUCCUCAUGAACACCAUCGUCUUUGAAGACUGUCGGAACCAGUGGUCAGUAUCCAGGCCUCUCCUGGGGCUGAUCCUGCUCCAUGAGAAGCAUUUCAGUGAGCUGCGCGCGGGUCUGAUAAGCAGCCAGCCUCUCCCCAAGCAGGAGGUCCUCGCCCAGUGCUUCAGGAACCUGAUGGAGGGGGUGGAGCAGAGCCUGUCCGUCAAGAACAGAGACAGGUUCACCCAGAACCUGUCCGUGUUCAGAAGAGACGUGGCCGAGGCCCUGCGCAGCGAUGGCAGCGCCGAGUCGUGCAGUCUGGACAUGAUGAGCUGA
Molossus molossus (Pallas's mastiff bat) is the source of this 1610-nucleotide messenger RNA. It is a transcript of the gene RANBP17, whose product is annotated as RAN binding protein 17. The coding region runs from base 66 to 1610 and encodes 514 amino acids. The transcript has 15 exons. Gene Ontology annotation, cellular component: nuclear pore; cytoplasm. NCBI's taxonomy places the organism in Eukaryota, Metazoa, Chordata, Mammalia, Chiroptera, Molossidae. Gene Ontology annotation, biological process: protein export from nucleus. Gene Ontology annotation, molecular function: nuclear export signal receptor activity. The record is from RefSeq and is a predicted model, not a curated record.